Agelaius phoeniceus (red-winged blackbird) is the source of this 2443-nucleotide messenger RNA. It is a transcript of the gene POC1B, whose product is annotated as POC1 centriolar protein B. Gene Ontology annotation, molecular function: protein binding. Gene Ontology annotation, cellular component: ciliary basal body; centriole. NCBI's taxonomy places the organism in Eukaryota, Metazoa, Chordata, Aves, Passeriformes, Icteridae. Gene Ontology annotation, biological process: cilium assembly. The record is from RefSeq and is a predicted model, not a curated record.
AUGGGGCUCCGCGCUCUUGGCGCGGCGCAUGAAUCCGGGGCUCGGCAGGCCGCGCCCGGAGCGCGGGGCUCUCACGGGCCGCCCCCCGCUCCGCCCAUGGCCUCCCCGCUGGAGGACCCCGUCCUGAUCCGGCCUUUCCGCGGCCACACGGCGGCGGUGACGGGCGUCGCCUUCGACGCGAACGCGGCGGAGCUGGUUACCUGCUCUGUGGACAGGCUACUCAUAUUGUGGAAGCUGAGGACACAGUGCAGCGCCUACAGAUUUUCAGGGCAUGCGGAAGCGGUGACAAGUGUAGAGUUCUCACCAGAUGGGCGGGUGCUGGCUUCAGCUUCUCAGGAUCACACUGUCAGGCUAUGGAUUCCUUGCAUUCAUGGAGAAUCAUCAGUACUGAAAGGUCAUACAGCAUCUGUUCGGAGUGUGAGCUUCUCCCACGAUGGCUACUCUGUAGUUUCAGCAUCCAAUGAUAAAUUAAUAAAAAUAUGGAGUGUUUGCUAUCAGCGCCUUUUGUUUACCCUCUUCCAACACACUGGUUGGGUUUGCUGUGCCAAAUUUUCACCUGAUGGAAGAAUAAUAGCAUCUUGUGGUGAGGACAAAUCUAUUAAAAUCUGGGAUACAAGAAAUAAAAUUUGCAUUAAUACCUUCUCAGAUUAUGAAGGAUUUCCAACUUUUGUUGAUUUCAACCCAAGUGGAACAUGUAUAGCUUCUGCAGGUUCCAAUAACACAGUGAAACUAUGGGAUAUUCGAACGAACAAGCUACUGCAGCAUUUCAAAGUUCACAGAGCAGGGGUUAAUUGUAUAUCAUUCCAUCCUUCUGGUAACUACCUCAUCACUGCUUCUUCUGACGGUACCCUUAAGAUUCUGGACCUCUUAGGAGAAAGACUUAUUUACACUCUUCAUGGACACAAGGGACCUGUACUUUGUGUGGCUUUUUCAAAAGGUGGUGAAAAUUUUGCCUCAGGUGGAGUGGAUGCUCAGGUGUUACUAUGGAAAACCAACUUUGACACUUUGGAUUAUGAAGAAGUUCUUGAACACAAUUUUAGAAGAACACAUAUUGAUGAUCCUCCUCAUCUUCUUGAUAUUUACCCAAGGUCAUGUCAUUUCCAUGAUGAAAAAAUUACAUCAAUUGAGGUUGACCCUGCCUUUGAUGUGCCUGAUAUACAAACACCUGACCCAGUUAUCAUCGAUAUUAGAACAUCUUCAUAUAUCAGUACUCCUGGUGUUGGCAAAAGUGAAGAACUGCUGAGUCCCUCUGCUUCUCCCUCAGCAAGAAGUUCAAAAAGGAAGGCAGAGAGUGAGAGUGGGUCAGCUGUGCUUAGUGCAGAACAGCACAGAGGCAUCUCCUCCUCCGUGGACUGGGCUUUGGACCACAUUGUGGCCCAGCUAGAGAUGCUAACUCUAACCAUUUCAGUCCUGGAAGAACGUCUUACUUGUACAGAAGAUAAAUUGAAAGAAUGCAUAAAAGAUCAGCAAAAAAUGUUGCUUAAGGGAAAACAGAACUAAUAAAAUAGGAAAAUGAACUAUGUUGAUGAGUAUGUUUCAUAAAAUCACAAGGAAUGUUUCUUCACUGGAUUUUACUAUAAGCAGAAACAUCAAAUCAAAGUAAUAAAAAUGGAAGAAAUUUGAAAAAAAAAUUUCAAACAUUGGUAGCAAGCAGAUAUUCUGGUUAUCUAUUUAAUGAAAUGUAACCCAAUCAAAACUACAACUUUCUAAAUAAUUUCCAUUGAACAUUCCCGAACUCUUACUUCAACCUAACAAGAUAUUUGCAUAUAACUAAGCCACUAACUACAUAUUUUUAGAUUAAUAGCAGUUAUUAUGCAGGUUACCACUGUGCAGAUAUUUAAACUCAGUCAACAAUGUUUUUAAAAAUAAUGUUCUUUGUGCUAAGAUAACAUUACUGAAACACCUAAAUUAAGUAAGACAUAAUACAAAAAUGCCAGAGGUGUUCUUUGUCCCUUACAUAUUCUCAAGUGUUUUACCAAAAAGUAGUGUGUUAUUCUUUAUCUUCUCAGCAUUUUAGUAAUGAUUGCAAGAAGGUGUAGUGUGAAAACUUAUAGUUACAAAUGCAGGAAUUAAGUCACUUUAACUUAGAAGAUAUAAUUGCAUCUAUGUGAAUCCAGCUGCAAAACAUGAGUUUUGAUGCACUUGAACACUUCUGCCUAUCAUAUCCCCAUCAAAAUUCACUUUUCCUAUUUAUAAAAACAAAAGUGAGCUUUAUACUUCUGAAGAAUAUAUUUGAACCAAACACAAAAAUUUGCAAAAUCUAGAUCAUAAAUACUAAAGAUUCUUAUCCCAUAAGAAUGUCCACGUGUGCUCAAGCUUUGCAUGCUGUGAAUGUACCUGAUCAAGUAAUGCAUUGUGAAUGCAGACAUAAGUCAGGAAAACUUUGCAGUGUAUGAUGAUUUGAGUUUUAUUUUUAAUAAAAAUGCAAUUCUUAGAAAUAUGA